CCACCACGCUUGACUUUGAGAAUAAAUAGCUUCGUGCUACCAAACUCCUCUACAAAUAACAUUGCAACGAAGCAACUACCUUGUACUAAACAAAACACCAAUCAUCAAAGUCGUUGGUCAGAUGGAACCAGAAACGGUGGUGUUUAAGUGGGAGGGCAAACAAGCCGCUCAAGUCAACGGCGUCACGGCGGAGCAAGCCUGGUUGGUCGUUUCAGAUUUCUGCAACGUCCACAAGUGGUUCCCAACUGUUGAUACGUGUAGCCGAGUCGAAGGAACCGAUGGUCAGACGGGUCUGGUCCGAUACUGCGCCUCCACCGCAACCAAGGAAGACGAGGAAACUAAAUGGGCUAAGGAACGUUUGGUCGAGAUUGAUCCAAUCGGACGGUGUUUGAGCUAUGAGGUCCUCGAGAAUAACGUGGGGUUCAGAACUUACGUGGCUACGGUCAAAGUAAUGAAAGUGGACGGUGCAGAUGAAUCGGACGGUGGAAAAGUCUGUCGAAUCGAGUGGUCGUUUGUGUCCGAUCCUGUUGAUGGUUGGAAGAAGGAAGACCUUGAAUCCUACGUGGGUUUCUGUCUUAAGCAUAUGGCUAAUAAAAUGGAAAUGAAUCUGUAAAACCUUUCUAUGUAAUUUUUCAUGAAUAAAAAUAUAUCAAAGCUCAUUGUUUAUUUACCGUGAGAAAAAUUUAGUUGGUGGUUUUAAGGUGAAAUAAAGAUACUUCGACUUAGGAGUAAUCUAACAAGUAAUUUCUUCGUUACAUUUUUCUAUUACACUUGACAGCCUGUUCCAUUACAUUUAGCUUAAUUUUUACGUUCGUAACGGCUGGUUUUCAAACAUAUCCCUAAAGAAUAGUAACCACACAAAAAAAGUAUAUUCCUUUCUUUUCUUAAAAAAAUAAUCUACACCUUUUUCACUGUUUCUAUUAAAAUAGAUUUUAUUCCUUUUUCAUUAACUAGUAAUAAAGAGUUGUAAAACUUUAAAAUAUUAAUUGAUAAGAGGAAAUUAGCAUUGGUUAGUUGUGGGAUUGUUUAGUAUAAAAUGAUUUAUUUUUUUGCACUUUGUAUUUAUAUAACUAAAAUAUUAAAUUUUUAAUAUAUGUGGAUUUUUUUUUAAAAAAUCUACUACUCCAUUGCGUAUUAACCACACAAUGACAAAGUAAUAGGUACGGAGUAGUAAAUUAAGAACAAAACUUGGGUUCACCCCCUGUGGUGAACUCUUUAAUUCACCUCAUUUCUUUAGACCAAUCAAAUUGCCAUGUAGGAUUAAUGAAAUAAAAUAUUAAAAUCCUUUUAAAAAAGGAAAAUAGCUAAAGAAAAAAAAAGAAAAACGCCUAUCUAUUAAGGCCGUCGGCUUCUUCUUAACGAAGGAAUGGAAGAAUGUGAUCUCCAUCUGCAAGUUCGUCCUCAUCGCCCACGGAUAUAAGAAGCUUUGUUUGUCAAGUUUGUCAAGUUCGUCCUCAUCGCCGUCACCAUGAAGGCCGAUCGUGAACGCACGAGCUAGCUGUUGUUUAUGAAUGUGUUGUAUUCUUACGAGACUUUAGAGAAGUGAAAUCAAUGCAAUGCAUACAACUACAAAUGCGAGCUCUUGAAUCUGCUGUUGUUUACGCUAAUGUUCCUUUGAUAUGCAUUCAUUGACUAAGCAAUAUUGUCCUGCUUUGAAGUUGUUCUCAAAGCAUUUGAAAGUUAAGGAACAUGUAGUGUUGUAUUCUUAUGAGGCUUUAGAAUCUGCUGAUAGAUUUUAAUAUAACUGCAACGUGAUCUUCCAUUUUUGAUUCUUGCA
This is a messenger RNA of Brassica napus (rape), 1777 nucleotides long. RefSeq names its product lachrymatory-factor synthase. Bases 122 to 613 code for a protein of 163 amino acids. Lineage: Eukaryota; Viridiplantae; Streptophyta; Magnoliopsida; Brassicales; Brassicaceae. The record is from RefSeq and is a predicted model, not a curated record. The transcript has a single exon.